Pollicipes pollicipes is the source of this 621-nucleotide messenger RNA. Its product is annotated as calcium-activated potassium channel slowpoke. Gene Ontology annotation, molecular function: large conductance calcium-activated potassium channel activity. Gene Ontology annotation, cellular component: postsynaptic membrane. Bases 1 to 621 code for a protein of 206 amino acids. The record is from RefSeq and is a predicted model, not a curated record. Gene Ontology annotation, biological process: potassium ion transmembrane transport. The transcript is spliced from 7 exons. Lineage: Eukaryota; Metazoa; Arthropoda; Thecostraca; Pollicipedomorpha; Pollicipedidae.
AUGGCACGGCUCGCCACCGGCCGCGGAGCGUUCGCCCUCGCGGCGUUAGACGCGAACAACACGGCCGCUGCCGGCGCGCGGUCUCAGGGCGAGGGAUCUCCGCUGAGCAGGGCCGACCUCAGAGCGGUGAACGUCAACCUCUGCGACAUGUGCGUCAUCUUGUCGGCCAAGGUGCCAGGUCAUGACGACCCGACUCUGGCGGAUAAGGAGGCCAUCCUCGCCUCCCUCAACAUCAAGGCCAUGACGUUUGAUGACACGAUUGGUGUCUUCAGUCAGAGUCCGAGUGGCAGUCGGACGCCGCCGAGCAGUCCUCUCGUCGUUCAGCGGCGUGGCUCCGUGUUCGGCGUUAACGUCCCCAUGAUCACUGAGCUUGUCAACGACUCCAACGUCCAGUUUCUGGACCAGGACGACGACGAUGACCCGGACACGGAGCUGUACCUGACCCAGCCUUUCGCCUGCGGCACCGCCUUCGCCGUCAGCGUGCUGGACUCGCUCAUGUCCACGACGUACUUUAACCAGAAUGCGCUGACGCUGAUCCGGUCCCUGAUCACCGGCGGCGCCACACCGGAGCUGGAGCUGAUCCUGGCGGAGGGCGCCGGCCUGAGAGGCGGCUACAGCUGA